AUGAUGCUCGCAAAGACACUGCGGCUUCAUAUGCAAGUGCAAACCGCAGCCGCCAUCAACUGCUGCCCCCGCCAAGCCCUUCCGAUAUUUAUUCCCCGCCACCCUAUCGACUACGCAUUCUACGGGCACCUCAUUCAGCAUUGCACCGACCACCAGCUUGUCCGCCAAGCCAAGCAACUCCACGCCAGGCUCGUCCUCUGCUCCACAAUUCUUGACAAUUUCCUUGCUUCCAAGCUCAUCACCUUUUACUCCAAAAACCAUCUCCUCCGUGAAGCCCAUCACGUGUUCGAUCACAUUCCCCAGAAGAACACUUUCUCUUGGAAUGCCCUCCUCAUUGCCUACUCUCUUCAUAACCGUUACGAGGAAGCCCUUACCCUGUUCUCUUCAUUUUUAUCUGUUAAUUCGAAUUCAGUAUCUGCAAAACCUGAUGGUUUUACGGUCACUUGCGUGCUGAAGGCGCUGGCCGCGGUGACCACCCAUUCAGUUUUUGCGGACAUUAUGCACUGUUAUGUCGUGAAGAAACGGAUUGAUGCAGAUGUCUUCGUGGUGAAUGGUUUGAUAACGUGCUACUCGAGGUGUGAUGACAUGGUGUCGGCGCGGUAUUUGUUCGACGAAAUGCCCUGUAGGGACCUAGUGUCAUGGAAUUCAAUGAUUUCGGGAUACUCUCAAGUUGGCUAUUACGAGGAAUGCAAGCUACUGUACAGGGAAAUGUUGGAUUCAAAGGAAUUUCGUCCUAAUGGGGUCACGGUUGUCAGUGUUUUGCAGGCAUGCGCACAGUCAAACGAUCUCGUUUUAGGGAUGGAUGUUCAUAGGUAUGUGAUCGAGAGCGGGAUUGAGGUGGAUCUUUCUGUCUGCAAUUCAAUUAUUUCCCUCUACGCAAAGUCUGGUAGCUUGGAUUAUGCCAGAGAGCUGUUCGAGGAGAUGAGUGAGAAGGAUGAGGUUACAUAUGGUGCCAUUAUUUCAGGAUACAUGGUUCAUGGUUUUGUUGAUAAAGCCGUUGCUCUUUUUAGGGAGAUGAGGAGUCCGCGAUUGAGUACUUGGAAUGCUGUUAUUUCGGGUCACGUUCAGAAUAAUCAGCGAGUAGCGGCUUUAGAUUUAGUUCGAGAGAUGCAAAAGUUAGGUUGUAGGCCUAAUUCUGUGACACUUUCAAGCGUACUUCCCACACUUUCAUAUCUUUCGUAUCUGAAAGGAGGGAAAGAGAUGCAUGCUUACGCUAUUAGGAACAAUUGUGAUGGUAAUGUUUAUGUAGCAACUGCCAUUAUUGAUACCUAUUCAAAGUUGGGGUUCAUUGACGGUGCACAAAGUGUUUUUGAUAGGACAGUAUGUAGGAGUCUGAUUAUAUGGACAGCUAUAAUCUCAGCACAUGCAGCCCAUGGAGAUGCCAGUGUAGCACUUCGUCUGUUUAAUGAGAUGUUAAAUAGCGGGUUACAGCCAGACCCAGUUACAAUUACGGCUGUUUUAUCAGCUUGCUCUCAUGCAGGAUUGGUUAGAGAAGCCUGGGGAAUAUUUCAUUCUUUGGUCCCAAAGUAUGGCAUUCAGCCGUCAGCUGAGCAUUAUGCAUGCAUGGUUGGAGUUCUAAGUAGGGCAGCGAAGCUUUCUGAAGCUUUAAAUCUCAUAAAUGGAAUGCCAAUUAAACCGAGUGCCAAGGUUUGGGGUCCAUUGCUUGAUGCGGCUUCUUUGUCUGGUAAUGUGGAGCUUGGGAAGUUCAUUUGCGACCACUUGUUCCAGCUGGAGCCUGAAAAUACAGGAAACUAUGUCAUAAUGGCAAAUUUAUAUUCAAAAGCUGGGAGAUGGGAAGAAGCAGAAGUGAUUAGGGAGAAAAUGAAGAAUAUUGGGAUGAAGAAAGUUGCUGGCAGUAGUUGGAUAGAAAACCAUGGAGGCUUGCAAAGCCUUAUCCUUGAAGAUGUAUCUGAUGAAAAAUCUGAAUAAAUAUGUGGUUUGUUAAAACGAUUGCCUGAAUGGGUGGGAGGAGGAAUUCAUGUUAUGAUGUGCUGUGGAGAGCAUUUGUUUUUGCUUGCUGAGGAGUUGGUACGAGUUGAAAUUCAUCUGAGAGACUGAUUUGGUUAGCUCAGUCAAAAGAAGAUCACUUCUCAGGCAAUAUCAAGGGUUUCUGAACAUAUCUGGUUGAACUAUAAAUCAUUCCCGAACAUAAGAACAACCAAUGAAAUACAAUUUGGUAAGCAAAUAUGUUUGUCCAAUUUCCUAUAUUACGUAAACAGCUAUUUCUGGCUCACUGAGGCACACAUUAGUUGGAAGGUAGCAGAAUAACUUCCAUCCUCUCCAUCAGUUCAGCAUUUGAAGCGUAUCAUACUUGGGGGUUCAAAGUUGAUGAACGAGCUAUUGGAUUGUGUACUGAGAUGCCAAACAUUUCAUUUGUGCUUUACUUGAGAUGAGAAGUAUAUCCAUGUAUCAAGAUCCCAUGCGAUACUGGGAGCUGUAUUGCUCGUUAACCUGACAGAGAAGACAGUGCCUCCAUUGGCUUCACAGACCAUUGUUCCAUGUUAUUCAGCAGCCAUGCCGGCCCAAAUGGCUAGCCGUUGGUAAUUUGGGAUACACCAUGGGUUUAUUUCAUCCAUGAACAGAUUUCAGCUGGUUGCAACGUAUACCUACGAGCAUAAGCAACUAUUAGAGAAACACGGAGGAGUCAUCGCCUCUCGCCACAUCUAAUGUUAAUUGUUUCAUAAUCAUACCCAACGAAGUGCCCAUAGCCCAAGAAGUGUGGUGAGAGAUGAAGGCGGGGACUGCAAGUGCGAACGGUGACAGAGCCCUUGAUAAGCGCUGACUAUGGCGAAUUGCGCCUCCUGCAUUAUUAAUUCUACUUUAUAGGACCAAGACAUAUUACUUAAUCGACGAAUGGGCCAAUUGUUCUUUAAUACUCUUCUGCUUGUUCUUUAU
Coffea arabica (coffee) is the source of this 2895-nucleotide messenger RNA. Its product is annotated as pentatricopeptide repeat-containing protein At2g37310. The record is from RefSeq and is a predicted model, not a curated record. Lineage: Eukaryota; Viridiplantae; Streptophyta; Magnoliopsida; Gentianales; Rubiaceae. Gene Ontology annotation, molecular function: protein binding; RNA binding. Gene Ontology annotation, biological process: RNA modification.